AUGAUCAAGUUGGAAAAAAUUCAAAAUGUUGCCAGUACCUUUGCCGUAGCGAAGAAACUGUAUGUCGCUUAUGGGAAGAAGAGAGAAGGGGAAUCCAAUGAGACUGUUGUUAAGAAAAAGCCUCAAAGUCUAGUCAACCUUUGCAUUGGAGUUCUUGGAAGACCUUUGGAAGACAUUAUUGAAGAUUUGGAAGAGAUUGCUAUCGGCUUGCCGGGUGAUAUUAAGUUAGCAGUGGCAGCUAUUGCUAGACGAAGAAAGUUGCUGAGUGAUGAUCUGAAAGAUGUAGAAAAGGCUACUUCUAAUUUUACAACGAUCAUUGGCCUUGGAGCAUUUGGUUCUGUUUACAAAGCACAGAUGCCUACAGGUGAGACGGUUGCAGUUAAAGUUCUUGGUGCUAAUUCAAGACAAGGAGAACAAGAAUUUUUAACUGAGGUUCUAUUACUUGGAAGAUUACAUCACAAAAACCUUGUGGCUUUGGUGGGAUAUGCUGCGGAAAGAGGACGACAUAUGCUCCUUUACAUUUACAUGAGCAAUGGCAGUCUUGCUUCUCAUUUAUAUGGAAAAGGUUAUGAGCCAUUAAGCUGGGAUUUGAGACUUAGCAUAGCACUAGAUGUUGCAAGGGUGCUGGAAUAUCUACAUUAUGGGGCUGAUCCACCUAUUGUGCACCGUGACAUCAAGCCUUCCAACAUUCUAUUGGAUGAGUUUAUGAAAGCCAAGGUCACUGACUUUGGGCUUUCCAGACCAGAGAUGAUUAAGCCGCGUGCGUCCAAUAUCAGAGGAACUUUUGGAUAUCUUGAUCCUGAGUAUAUAUCUACAAGUACCUUCACUAAGAAAAGCGAUGUAUAUAGUUUUGGUGUGCUACUUUUCGAGCUUAUUACUGGAAGAAAUCCACAGCAGGGGCUAAUAGAAUACGUAAAACUAGCUGCCAUGGAAAGUGAGGGCAAGAUUGGAUGGGAAGAAAUUGUGGAUCCGCAACUGAAUGAAAACUAUGAUGUAAACAAGCUUAAUGAUAUGGCUUCACUUGCAUUCAAAUGUGUCAGUGGAGUUUCCAAAACUAGACCUUCAAUGAGGACUGUUGUUCAAGCAUUAUCUAAGCUUUAUAAGAAGCCUAAAAGAAAUCAUAGCCAGACAUCUUCUACUGCACGGCCGAUAAUCAUAGGAGUUUGUCGGUGUUCUUGA
Molecule: messenger RNA, 1179 nt
Organism: Lathyrus oleraceus (garden pea)
Lineage: Eukaryota; Viridiplantae; Streptophyta; Magnoliopsida; Fabales; Fabaceae
Product: calcium/calmodulin-regulated receptor-like kinase 1
Exons: 3
Coding region: 1-1179 (392 amino acids)
Biological process (GO): protein phosphorylation
Molecular function (GO): protein kinase activity; ATP binding
Source: RefSeq, a predicted model, not a curated record